AAGGAGUUUCAACUGGGGAAAAAGAAAUUGCUACAGUUCUAGGAAAAUUUCGCACUUACCCGGUGAAGCUGUCUUCCCGCGUUGUUGUUAUUUAAGGCUGUCUCUACUACCUUUUCCACUGUGACACAAAACAACAGAACCCCCCAUUUAUCUGUGGCCAACUUUGCAGAUUCAAUGGAAAAGGCAGUCUUGCUCCAUGUGAUUUUUGGAGUUUUGGCUGUUUUGGGUGUUUCUCUGGUGGAAGCAGACGACCCAUAUAGGUACUAUACCUGGACGGUGACUUAUGGAACUCUUUAUCCUCUGGGUGUUCCCCAACAGGUAAUCCUUAUCAACGGCCAGUUUCCUGGUCCUAGACUCGAUGUGGUGACUAAUGACAAUAUCAUUCUCAACCUCAUCAACAAGUUGGACCAGCCAUUUCUGCUGACAUGGAAUGGAAUUAAACAGAGGAAGAACUCAUGGCAAGAUGGAGUAUUGGGUACCAACUGUCCUAUCCCUCCAAACUCUAACUACACUUACAAGUUUCAAACUAAGGAUCAGAUUGGGUCGUUCACAUAUUUCCCAUCAACUUUACUGCACAAAGCUGCUGGAGGGUUUGGAGGACUUAAUGUGUAUGAGAGACCUCAGAUUCCAAUCCCUUUUCCAAAUCCUGAUGGAGAUUUCACUUUGCUUAUUGGUGAUUGGUAUAAAAUCAACCAUAAGACAUUGCAGCAAAAUUUGGACACGGGAAAAUCUCUCCCCUUUCCUGAUGGGGUCCUUAUAAAUGGCCAGGGUCAGAAUACCUUCAGCGGUGAUCAAGGCAAAACCUAUAUGUUCAGGAUCUCAAAUGUGGGCUUGUCAACCUCAUUGAACUUCAGGAUUCAAGGCCAUAAAUUGAAGUUGGUUGAGGUUGAAGGAUCUCAUACUGUUCAAAACAUUUAUGACUCUCUUGAUGUACAUGUUGGUCAAUCUGUGGCUGUCUUAGUAAUCUUAGAUCAGGCUCCAAAGGACUACUACAUCGUCGCAUCUACACGAUUUACUAAGAGUGUUCUUACAGCAACUGCAGUUUUACACUACACAAACUCUCACACCCCUGUCUCUGGACCCUUGCCCACUGGUCCUACUUACCAAAUACAUUGGUCUAUGCAGCAAGCCAGAACCUUCAGGUGGAAUUUGACAGCAAGUGCAGCGAGGCCGAAUCCUCAGGGCUCGUACCAUUACGGGAAGAUAACGCCAACAAAGACAAUUGUGUUGGCCAAUUCAGCACCUUUAAUAAAUGGAAUGAAGCGUUAUGCUGUUAACAGGGUCUCCUACAUUAAUCCUGACACCCCUCUGAAACUUGCUGAUUAUUUCAACAUCCCUGGAAUCUUCAGUGUAGAUACCAUCCAGUCGCUUCCCUCUAGUGGUCCUCCAUCCAUAGCUACCUCUGUUGUGCCAGCAUCCCUCCAUGAUUUUCUUGAAGUUGUUUUCCAAAACAAUGAAAACACCAUUCAAUCUUGGCACCUUGAUGGUUAUGAUUUCUGGGUUGUUGGUUUCGGUUCCGGACAGUGGACACCAGCCAAUAGAAAAACCUAUAAUCUCGUUGAUGCUUCGACUAGACAUACUGCUCAGGUGUAUCCAAACUCUUGGACAACUAUAUUGGUCUCCUUGGACAACCAAGGUAUGUGGAACAUGAGGUCUGCAAUAUGGGAAAGGCAGUACCUUGGGCAACAAUUCUAUCUCAGGGUCUGGACUCCGGUUCACAGCUUUGCCAAUGAAUAUGACAUUCCUUCUAAUGCUUUACGCUGUGGCAAAGCCGUUGGACACCAGUAGUCGUAGGACAUAUUUUAUUUAUUUCAAUUUUCUUCUACCAGUCAUGAGGGUUUGACUGCAACACAAGACAUUGAGGGGGGGAGAAAAUAGCUAGAGUUUACUUUUAUGUUUGUCUCAUAAACUUCUUAAUUUGCUUGUAUGAUUAUGUGUUAAUUCUAAAAGUUUGGAUACAUUUUAUUCUGAAA
Alnus glutinosa is the source of this 1973-nucleotide messenger RNA. Its product is annotated as L-ascorbate oxidase homolog. Bases 175 to 1788 code for a protein of 537 amino acids. The transcript is spliced from 9 exons. Lineage: Eukaryota; Viridiplantae; Streptophyta; Magnoliopsida; Fagales; Betulaceae. The record is from RefSeq and is a predicted model, not a curated record. Gene Ontology annotation, molecular function: oxidoreductase activity; copper ion binding.